UCCAUGUGUGGGACCGCCCUUCCCAACAACCCUCCUUAUGUAACACAAUAAUCAGCAUUUGGACUUUGGUUUCUUUUCCACACGGACGCCGGUCCAGAGCAGACUCAAGAGAACAUUUCUCCACCGCUUCUGAGAUUUCAAAGGUCGUUUCGAUGGGGAGCGUCACGGGCGUUUCCUCUCUGCUUCUGGUGGCGACCGUGUCCAUCCUGACGAGCUCCGGCGUGCAGGGCGGAAAGAUUCUGGUGUUCCCGGUGGAUGGAAGCCACUGGGUCAACAUGAACCUGCUAAUCCAGAGCCUCCACUCCAGGGGCCACGAGGUCACCGUGGUGCGCACGGCCACCAGCUGGUACGUCAAAGAACACGCUCCGCAUUACCGCUCCCUCACCGUCGCCUUGCCGUCGGCCAUCAGCAUCGAGCAGGAGGACUUCUUCGUGACCUUCCUGGUCAAGAUGCUGGCGAUUCACAAAGAGGGGGCGACUCUCAGCGGCUUUGUGAAGUUCUACUGGGAGAUGCUCGGCACGCUGUCGAACAUUCACCGACAGGCCAGCCUGUUGGCCGUGGAAAUGUUCGAGAACAAGACUCUGAUGCAGAGUAUUCGUGACACUCAGUUUGACGUGGUUCUCCUGGACCCGGGGCUGCCGGUCGGGGUUCUGGUGGCUCACGAACUUAAGCUGCCGACUGUUUUUAAUGUGAGAUGGAUCACCAGUGGGGAGGGACAUUUUGUGGUGGCUCCAUCUCCAACAUCCUAUGUCCCAAUGUCAGGAUACGCCGUAUCAGAUAAGAUGACCUUUGGGCAGCGGGUCAAGAAUACAUUCCAAUAUUUUCUCAACACGUGCAUUGACAGGUUUAUAGUAUGCCCUCAUUAUGAUAGACUGGUAGAUCGGUACUUUGGUCCAGAUGUGAAGUUCUAUGACCUUCUACAAGGAGCAGACAUCUGGCUCAUGAGGGUGGACUUUGUCUUUGAAUUCCCCAGACCCACCAUGCCAAACAUCGCCUACAUUGGUGGUUUCCAGUCAACGCCUUCUAAGCCUCUAUCUUCAGAGCUGGAGGAGUUUGUUCAAAGUUCAGGAGAGCACGGCUUCAUCCUGAUGUCUCUUGGCACACUGGUGAAUGGCCUCCCUGAAGAAAUCACCUCUGAAAUCGCUGCUGCUUUUGCCCAACUUCCUCAAAAGGUCAUAUGGAGGCAUGCCAUGAAGCCCCCAAAAAAUGUGGGCAACAACACCCUACUGGUGAAGUGGAUGCCCCAGAACGACCUCUUGGGUCACCCAAAGAUAAAAGCCUUUGUGGCUCACGGUGGUACCAACGGGAUCUACGAAUCCAUGUACCACGGGGUGCCGAUAAUAGGCAUACCCCUUCUGUUUGACCAGUUUGAGAACGUGUUGAGGUUGGAGGAGCGAGGCGCCGCCAAGGCGGUGGAUGCGACCCAACUCACUCGUCAGAGCUUUCUGGAAGCGAUACAAGAAGUUCUUCACAAUCCCUCCUACGGAACUAACAUGAAGCGUCUCUCUGCUCUCCAUCGGGACAAACCCAUGCAUCCUCUGGAAACGGCCCUUUACUGGGUCGAGUUUGUCAUGAGGCACAAAGGAGCUUCACACUUACGCACUGAGUCCUACAGGAUGCCCUGGUACGCCUUUUAUUCUGUGGAUGUUGUGUGCUUUCUGAUCGCGGUUGUGUUGACGCUGACGGCCGUUGUAGUGGGAUCAAUCCGAUUCCUUUGCCUUCGACUGUGCGGGAGGAGAAAAACCAAAAAGGAGUAGGUUCUGACUGCCCACGUUAUUAGCUCACAUUACAAUGAAGAAGUCUUGUUAAACAACAGGGCUGGUGAUGCUCUGUACUCCAUAUCACACAGGUGUAGUAGUGCCGUUGCUCCAGUCGGCGGCAUUAUCGGUCGGUAGGUCUGAUGGUCCACCACUGUGGUCGGGACCGAAAGCACUUAGCAACUAUUGGAUGGGUUGCCAUGCAAUAUCGCCAAGACAAUCACGUUCCCCAGAGGAUGCAUUCCUCAUCUGUUUGGUGAUCUACGUUUUGAGUGAAUUGUCUCAACAACUUUUUGAUGGAUUUGUAGUUAAAUAUCCCACAGAUGUUCAUGCCAAGAGGAUAGUUCCUAAUUAUUGUUGUCCCCUCUUUUUGUGAGAAAACGUUUCCCUCGAAACGUGAUUAAAAAUGCAGUUUUGUUGCGUGGGAAGUUCAUUGUUAGGAGAGCGGGUGGGAGUGAAUACCUCAAACAUCUAAACAGAUUCAUGGUAACAAACAAACACAAAGAAUACAAAUGGGAUUGAGCUCAAGAUGCUUAAUUUGUUUGGGGACGAACGUGUAAAUGUUUUGGAGCUUCUAAUUAUCUAAAGUGUCGGAUCAGAACAAUCAAAACUUUUUGCAAAUUUUUCAUUAUUGCAUUCAUCAAAUGUAGAAAAUUAGUUGUAUUUGUGUGUGUGGAUCAACUGCGUUGUAAACUGUAUUUACUUCCAAAUGAUAAACGGAUAUUUUUAGUUUCACUAUUAUUGUUUACUAAGUGUUUGAAUGGUCUAACUCAUGCAAAAUGUCCAAAAACACACACUUACCUGUUUACUUUUAUACGGAUCAACGUUUCAAAAUAAAAGCUCUGUUGUGUAUUAUCUUGGUAUUUGUACUUGAACAUGCAGUCUGUCAUACCUGAAGAAACCUAUACUUG
Cyclopterus lumpus (lumpfish) is the source of this 2668-nucleotide messenger RNA. RefSeq names its product UDP-glucuronosyltransferase 1-2-like. Gene Ontology annotation, molecular function: UDP-glycosyltransferase activity. The record is from RefSeq and is a predicted model, not a curated record. Bases 153 to 1757 code for a protein of 534 amino acids. Lineage: Eukaryota; Metazoa; Chordata; Actinopteri; Perciformes; Cyclopteridae. The transcript is spliced from 2 exons.